Molecule: messenger RNA, 291 nt
Organism: Staurois parvus
Lineage: Eukaryota; Metazoa; Chordata; Amphibia; Anura; Ranidae
Source: the annotation of a GenBank genome assembly
UUUCAGUACCAAAAGUGGAAACCUCGAGCUACACUCUGGCUUACCAUGCAGCGUUGCAUAGGGAUUCCCUGCAGCGCUUACCUUGUCCUUCGCUCCCACGAUGAGUCCCCUGCAGCGUCCCCGGCCAUCUCCUCCGGCCAAUGCCGGAAUCCAGCUUCCAUGUUCCGGUCCCUGUGGCGUCGGGGCGUAUCGGCGGCAAAUUUGAAAUUUUUAAAAAAUGGCAUUUUUAAAAAAAUUAUAAUUACAUAUGCUUUGUCCUGUGCCCUGCCUGCAUUUUUACUGUCCUUUCUG